AUGCGAGACGGACUACCACCUUCCCACGAGUACUCCAUACGGCCGACUAUCGCCGACCUAGCUAAGGACGCGCAAAUCCUGAAGCUUGUCGAAAUCGUAAAGAAUAAGGCGUCCGAGUCGCCGUACACCUUAGCAAGUCUACUAUCGGCUUUGAAGGCUAUGCUAGUCAACCCAUAUUUUCCAAAAACGAUCUUUGGCUCCGGCAAAACUGUCGCGUUCAUUUAUAAAGGACAAAAUUAUAUCGUGGAAUUUGUCAACUGUGCCAAGUCCCUACCAGAGGAACAUGCCCCGAUUGAUAGUGACAAUGAAAUGGAAGUAGAUAAAACUUCGAAUACAAAUUCUAAAGGGCAAAAUAUGUCACAUUCUACUUUUCCGCCUCCAGAACUUAUUAAACCUUCUAUUAGUGAUAUUAUAACAGACGACCAAUUCAUUCUUUUGGCGAAGGUCAUUAACGAAAAAGUUAAAGAAUCACCACGAAAAUUAGCAACCAUACUAGCAGCCAUUCGAGCAGUACUUGAUGAUAUUGGACUAAAAGGUUGCUUUUUUCAAAAUAACAAGGUUAAAUUCUUCCAUGGGGAUGAAUCAUCGGCAUCUCCGUUACGAGAGUACGUGGUGGAGUUCGAUUUAGAUCCGCAAGCACAUCAACAACAGCAAUCACCACAUUUACAACAUCAAGCUUCGCACUCGUCUAAUAACAAUAAUACCACCGGCACUAAUGCAAGUCCCACAAGCAAUAGCAAUCAAAGGCUUCCAUUUGUGAUACAUCCUGGAUUAACUGGUAAUUCUAUUUCUAAUAAUACAAAUGGAAAUGGAUUUGAUGGAUCAAUUUAUAACAUUUCACAUGACGCUGAUGAAGAUAUGGAUGAAUUAGCAAAAGACGAGAUACCAGUUGACGAUCAUUCAAUCAAUAGCGACAGCAUGUGGCGUCAUGCGCAAAUUAAUCUACAGCAAUCCCAUCAUCCUCAUCAUAACACACUCACCCCGCUUAACAAGAGAAAACGAGCUAGUAGUGCAAACUCAGAAGAAGAUAAUUUCAUUCACCACACUGCACCUAAUGCACAGUCCGCAAAGAAAAGAAGCCCCGAGAAGCAUAAAGCACCACCGUUGAGUUGUGAGGCUGUGAAAAAACUUUUCGUAAAUAUCACGAAACCCACGCUACUUCAAAGACUUGAAGAAUCUAAAACAUUAAUAGCUGCAAUUAAAGACACUUAUCAGUCAAUUCAACAAGCAUCAAGUUCUUCAUCGGUGCCGAGUUCGCCACGUUUGAAUUUACUAUGUCAUCUUCUUCAAUCGCCACCUACUUCCCGUAUUGAUGGCAUCUCUUCCAAAGUAUUUUCAAAUUUGGAGUUGUAUAAACUAUUCACAACGUAUAAUGCCUAUAAGGAUGAACUUGGACAGAAAAAUCAUUCAACGGAGACAAAUAAUUCUACGGUCAAGAGGAAUUCACUAGCAAACGAUCCUACAUCACCUCUUCCUUAUCCCACAUAUUCAUCGUUCAUUGAUCCAACGGUGACUCUACACAUAAAAGAACGAACGGGUGGCAAGGAGGUGGGCAAGCAUCGUCUUAAUUGUGCAUGGAGGCUAAGCAUAUUAUGUGAGCUACUUGGUCAAGGAGUGCUAUUAAUGACAAAAGAAUUAAGCGGGGCAAAAUUGGAAAGAAUCUUAGUGGAAGAAUUUACAAAAUUAAUUGAAUUCUUAAAGAAUCCGGACAAUCACGAUUGGGUGACAAGUGUUCGAGAAAAAUUAGACUUGGUUGGAUUCGAUGAAGUAUACUCACCAUUAGCAGAAAUAGAAUUAGAGAAUAGUAAUACUAAUGGUGUAUUAUAUGGUCAGAUGAUGCGGGUGGAAGCCGUUCCAGAAUUUCUUGAGCAAUCGGUGCAUCCUCAACAAACGAAUCCUAAUGAAAUUGCACUAACGACUGAGAUGGAGAUUAUCGUACCCUAUGAUAGACCGGAAGAUCAAAUGGCUAAAAGUUUUGUGAAAUGCGUUUUUUACGCCAAUACGUAUGAAACGUGGGUAACGCAUAGAUACCGAUACAAUGAAAAAUGUAUAUUCGAUACACGUGUGGGUGGAUUUAAUAACCGUUUAACCAAGCUUUUGGAUUCAAGCUGUAUAAAGUAUCUUAAAUUACCAAACAACAUUAUGUCACGACAACGCCUCACAAAGGAUUCAACAACACCACCAAAACCCACACCAAGUGACACGAUAACGCUUUAUUUUACACGCGACAUAAAGUUUGAAGUUAAUAAAUCCCGCAUAAUUUACGAGAAACUACCAGUGUUUAUCGAGGAACGAUUGAGAUACAUUAACACCUUUAAUUAUCCCUAUGAGGUGAUUUACGAUGAUCGGUUUGGAAAGGAACAAGUGAUUAAGAGUGGGGAGCAAGGGGAUGAGAUGGUGAAGCGCAUCAAGGAUCUGUUGGAAAGCGAGGAGGGAAAAUAUGUUAAAGAUUUAUAUUUCCUUGUUGAUAAGUCGGGAGGAAUAAAAAUAUGGCUAUAUUAUAACGUAGAUUUUAUUGCGUUUAUCAUAACUGUUAUUUGUUUGAUUGGUGUGAUAUUUUCUACACGAUUUGAAGCAAAAGUUGCCUUGCAUGUUAGCGGCACAUACUUAGUAUAUCGUAUGUUUAAACAUGUCGAAUUACCUGGAUUGCCAAAUUUCGUGAAAAAGUAUUUUAAAAAAAAUCAGGAAUAG
This is a messenger RNA of Ambispora leptoticha, 2691 nucleotides long. NCBI's taxonomy places the organism in Eukaryota, Fungi, Glomeromycota, Glomeromycetes, Archaeosporales, Ambisporaceae. The record is from the annotation of a GenBank genome assembly.